CCGUGUAAUGUCCUCCCUAUCCGGCGAGAUAAGCCCGGGGUUCCCGAACGAAUCGUUGUGAUGGUCAUCUUCAGUAUUCUUCAAAACCACCAGAGACAAAAGGGGAAGAAAAAAACACAACGUAUUGAUCAGUUGACAGAAGGAAGGAUGAAGGCAGACCAGGAAGCUCCUCCCCCCUCCCCCGGAUUGGAGGAUUUGGCGAUCAGGUGUCGGGAAGUGUGUCGGUCGUACGGGAAACUCAAAGUCCUGAGUAACCUCAACUUGACCGUACCACAGGGACACAUCUACGGCCUGCUGGGUCCGAGUGGAUGUGGGAAGACCACGCUGUUGAAAUGCAUUCUGGGAACCCUGAAGAUCUCCCGAGGGCACAUCAGCGUGUUGGGGAAGCCACCCGCAUUUCCUGGACACCAGGUCCCUGGGAGGAUGGUGGGGUACAUGCCACAGGACCUGGCGUUGUACAGUGAGUUUUCUAUCAGUGACACUCUGACGUUCUUCGGAAGGAUCCACGGCCUGUCAUCUACGGACACACAGGCACGCAUGGACUUCCUGGUGGACUUCCUGGACCUACCUCACAACAGCAGCCUGGUUGGAAAACUCAGCGGAGGGCAGAAACGGAGGGUGUCUCUAGGAGCAGCCUUACUUCAGAACCCCCAGUUAUUGAUUCUGGAUGAACCCACAGUCGGGGUGGACCCUGUGCUGAGAGCCAAGAUCUGGCAGCAUCUAGUAGAGAUUGUGAAAACUGGAAAAGUAUCAGUCGUCAUCACCACUCACUACAUAGAGGAGGCCAGGCAAGCCAACGUGGUGGGUCUGAUGAGGAAUGGCCGAAUGCUGGCAGAGGGGGAACCAGAAACCUUGAUGAAACAGAACAGUGCUGUGACCCUGGAGAAAGCCUUCCUGCAGCUGUGUGAGACCUCAGACCAGGUGGGCUCCAAACACAGCACCUACCCUCAGGGUGGGGUACUAGAGAGCGGCCAAUCACUCGAAAGCGGCCGGGAAGAGAUUCAACCAAUCCUGGGAGUCGGGCCGGGACCAGUUGAAGAGCUGCCCAAAUACUCAGCGGACUGGAAGGUACGAGUCAGGCAUGUGAUGCCAAAGUGGAGGAACAUCGCAGCUCUGAUUAUCAAGACCACGGUGCGGAUGAAGAGAAUGCCUGGGUCCCUGUUUUUCCAGUUCCUUCUGCCAGUCAUGCAGAUCUCUCUGAUGUGUCUGUGUAUCGGAGGAGACCCCAAAGGAAUACAGGUGGCUGUGGUCAACAAUGAGACCUCCUCCAGCUCCUAUAGCCAAUCCCUGCUCUCCUUCCUGGACAACUCCAGCGUGCAACAGGUGAACCUGUCUCAUGCUGAGGCUUUUGCAGGGGCCUAUAACGGAGAGUACUGGGCCGUCAUCGGGUUUGGAAAGAAUUUUACCAGCUACCUGACCAAGAGGAUGAUCCAGCGGCAGGUCUCUAAGGAGGUGGUGGAUGGAGGGUCGGUGCACGUCUGGUUGGACCUGACCAAUCGACAGAUCGCCUUAAUGCUUCAGAAAAAAAUUAAAGAUGCCUUUGAGGGUUUUAUCCAGUAUAAGAUGAGUAGCAGGUCUUACCUGCUCUCUCUUCCUGUCAAGUUUGAGGAGCCCAUCUAUGGCAGCAUGAACUCAGACUUCACCACGUUUGUGACGCCAGGAGCCGUUCUGAGCAUCACUUUCUACCUGGCAGUGGGCUUGACCGCUCUGUCCUUUGUGAUAGAGAGGAAGGAGGGGCUAAUGGAAAGGUGCUGGGUCUCAGGUGUGAGUUCAAUGGAGACCGUGCUGGCGUAUCUCAUCUCCCAGCUGAUUAUCAUCAGUGUCCAGAUAAUUCUACUACUGAUCUUAAUGCUGCUUGUCUUUAAGAUCCCUAAUGAGGGGAACCUGGUGUUGGUUAUAGCUCUGAUCGUGCUGCAGGGUAUAACAGGCACUUCCUUUGGUCUGGUCAUCUCAUCCGCCAUCGAUGACGAACAGAACGCCACCCAAGCUGCCCUUGGUAUCUUCUACCCCAACCUCAUCGUCAGUGGUAUAAUCUGGCCUGUGGAGUGCAUCCCCUAUCCACUACGUUACAUCAGUCUGGCCCUGCCCCAGACCUACGCUUCUGAAGCCCUACGAUGCAUCAUGUACAGAGGCUGGGGUCUCUCCAGGAUGAUAGUGUGGCGAGGCUUUGUUGUCACCCUGGGCUGGAACACUUUCUUCGUCAUCCUGGCCAUCGUCAUCCUCAAGCUGAGGAUGUGAGACACCUGCCCAGGGAAGAUGUGUGCUUAUGUAGUGUAUGUGAGUGUGUGAGGGUUUUGUGUGGGAGUGUCAAUGUGGUGUGUGUAUAUAUAGUCUAGGGUAUGUGUAUAUAUAGUCUAGUGAGUGUGUAUAUGGUGUGUAUAUAUAGUCUAGUGAGUGUGUAUAUGGUGUGUGUAUAUAUAGUCUAGUGAGUGUGUGUAGGGUCAGUGCAGAUAGGGUAACUUUCCCCCUCACUCACGUUAGUUUGGCCACUCAACCUAUCUAUUUGUCACUCACAAACCAAUCAAAAUGCCUGAAAUGUUAUUUCAUGUUAUUUCAUUAUGGACAAUAAUAUGAAUGGGUGUGAUACGUUUACAGCAGGAUUCUACUGUCCUGCCGUUAUAAGUCUGUAAUGUUAGUGUGUUUUCCCGAUACAGCUUUGCAUAUUGUUGAUAGUUAAUUGCCAUUAUUGCAUUGGUUGCACCGGUGUUUUAUGGAGGAGAUUUGUUGUACACAAGUCGGGAAUUGUUAAAAGUUAAGAAGGGUAUUUUUUGUCAAAGCAGCUGUUAGGGUCAGAGUUAUGCGUAGCCUCAUUAGACGGACUUUCAAACGCACAACUAGGUUGCCUGGCAACUCAAACGGAAUCAUUCCGCUGCUCGAUGUUCGCUACAUACUUCGUUGCGCAGAAGGAACCAACGUCCGUGGGCAUGGCGUAGUUUUUGGCCAGAGAAAGGAUUUUGGCCCAUAUGUCAUGUCUUUCUAGAAUGCCCUUUUAAGAAAUAUUCAUUGGGAAAAUGUUCGGUCUCUUUCUCAGAAGUUUCUUUUAACUAAUAAUAUUAAAGAAGUUUAAUAGAAAUGAAUCCACAAGUGCUGCUCUACUAAACAAGUUUUUAAAAAUACAUUGAUGUUUCUUGUACCUUCUGUAAUGACCAACAUUACCUUCUGUGAUGAUCAACAUUACCUCCUGUAAUGAUCAACAUUACCAACAUUACCUUCUGUAAUGACCAACAUUACCUUCUGUAAUGACCAACAUUACAUUCUGUAAUGAUCAACAUUACCUUCUGGAAUGACCAACAUUGCCUUCUGUGAUGACCAACAUUACAUUCUGUAAUGAUCAACAUUACCUUCUGGGAUGACCAACAUUACCUUCUGUGAUGACCAACAUGACCUUCUGUAAUGACCAAUAUUACCUUCUGUAAUGACCAACAUUACCUUCUGUGAUGACCAACAUUACCUUCUGUAAUGACCAACAUUACCUUCUGUAAUGACCAACAUCACCUUCUGUAAUGACCAACAUUACCUUAUGUAAUGGCCAACAUUACCUUCUGUAAUGACCAACAAUACCUUCUAAUAAUGACCAACAUUACCUUCUAAUAAUGACCAACAUUACCUUCUGUAAUGACCUACCUUCUGUAAUGACCUACCUUCUGUAAUGACCUACCUUCUGUAAUGACCAACAUUACCUUCUGUAAUGACCUACCUUCUGUAAUGACCUACCUUCUGUAAUGACCAACAUUACCUUCUGUAAUGACCAACAUUACCUUCUGUAAUGACCAAUAUUACCUUCUGUUGUAAUGACCAACAUUACCUUCUGUAAUGACCAACAUUACCUUCUAAUAAUGACCAACAUUACCUUCUGUAAUGACCAACAUUACCUUCUGUUGUAAUGACCAACAGUACCUUCUGUAAUGGACAACAUUACCUUCUGUAAUGACCAAUAUUACCUUCUGUUGUAAUGACCAACAUUACCUUCUGUAAUGACCAACAUUACCUUCUAAUAAUGACCAACAUUACCUUCUGUAAUGACCAAUAUUAGCUUCUGUAAUGACCAAUAUUACCUUCUGUAAUGACCAAUAUUACCUUCUGUAAUGACCAACAUUACCUUCUGUAAUGACCAACAUUACCUUCUGUGAUGAUCAACAUUACCUUCUGUAAUGACUAACAUUACCUUCUGUAAUGACCAACAUUACCUUCUGUAAUGACCAACAGGAGACUGCUUCACAUUUAGUUUGGUAUUGAUCUUAUACCAGGAAGCUGUGGCAAGAUAUCUGGAGAUUGUUUUCGAUCAUAAACAUUUUCCCUUUUACUUGAAAAUGUGAUAUUUGGUUUUAAAAGUAUAGCAAAUUAGUUCUUCUUAAAUCAACCUCAUUGGUAUUUUAUCUCAAUUCCAUAUUCAUAAAUGUAAAUGACAAAAACCUCUUUACUAUUUUUGGAAUGAAAUUGAACAAUAUAUAAAGAACAUUUCUUCUUCUGAUAACAAAACCAACCAAAAGGUUGAAUGUAGUAAUAAGGUGUUGACAUAAUGUAUGGGCUGCAUUACCCUGACUGUUUGUUAUGUUUAGAUACUCUGUUGUGUACUCUGUUUGUUUUUCUAUAUUGGUAUUUUUUUUAACAAUAAAAUUAAAAAGACAACUAGG
Oncorhynchus mykiss (rainbow trout) is the source of this 4634-nucleotide messenger RNA. NCBI's taxonomy places the organism in Eukaryota, Metazoa, Chordata, Actinopteri, Salmoniformes, Salmonidae. The record is from RefSeq and is a predicted model, not a curated record.